GGAGCCCCGAGCAAGCCCGGAGUAGCUGCGGCGGUGCCCGCCCCCUCUCUCCGACCCUCCAGUGGAGCUGGUCUCCGGCCGGGCACCGUCGCGGGCCCCCCUGGCCCGGCCACCUAGGACUGUGCUGGGGAGCCGGCCACCUCCCUCUCCCCUUGCCCGCAAAGUUUUGGCGAAGCCAGCGCCUUGGCAGAGUGCGCCCCCGAGGGGAGAUCCGGGAGCGCCCCAUGCCGGGCGCCCAGAGCCGUUGACCCGGGACGCCGCCGUCCGGGCUGGGAGCGCAGAGCAGCCGACCACCCCGCCGCCUCCGGUGCAUGGGGACCGGCUGAGGAGCCAGCAUGGGCAACUGCGUGGGGAGACAGCGCCGGGAGAGGCCGGCCGCCCCGGGACACCCCCGCAAGCGAGCAGGCCGCAACGAGCCCCUGAAGAAGGAGCGGCUCAAGUGGAAGAGUGACUACCCCAUGACUGACGGGCAGCUGCGGAGCAAACGAGAUGAGUUCUGGGACACGGCGCCCGCCUUCGAGGGCCGCAAGGAGAUCUGGGAUGCCCUCAAGGCCGCCGCCUAUGCCGCCGAGGCCAACGACCACGAGCUGGCCCAGGCCAUCCUGGAUGGAGCCAGCAUCACCCUGCCUCAUGGCACCCUCUGUGAAUGCUACGACGAGCUGGGCAAUCGCUACCAGCUGCCCAUCUACUGCCUGUCGCCGCCCGUGAACCUGCUGCUGGAGCACACCGAGGAGGAGAACCUGGAGCCCCCCGAGCCCACCCCCAGUGUGCGCCAUGAGUUCCCACUGAAGGUGCGCCUGUCCACGGGCAAGGACGUGAGGCUCAGCGCCAGCCUGCCUGAUACGGUAGGGCAGCUCAAAAGGCAGCUGCACGCCCUAGAGGGCAUUGAGCCAUCCUGGCAGCGAUGGUUCUUCUCCGGGAAGCUGCUCACAGACCGCACACGGCUCCAGGAGACCAAGAUCCAGAAAGAUUUUGUCAUCCAGGUCAUCAUCAACCAGCCCCCGCCACCCCAAGACUGAUGGGCCCACGGACCGCUGGGAAGAGAGGCCCCUGUGGGGCUGGACGGCCCCCUCUGGAGCACUAGGCCCCCCGCCCUGCUGCUGCCUUCGAGUGCUGUUACGUCCUUCAGGGGUGCCACCCUGUUGUGUGGCUGCUGGCUGAGCCAUGAAGGGACUCUGCUUCCCAGGGCACCCAGGGAGCAGGCUGCCACACACAGGCCUUGCAGCCGUGUCAGAGAAGAGGUGAACAAGGGCCUCUACCCUGUCUCUCUCCCGCAGCAGGUUCGAGCCACGAGGGCCAGCCUGGAGGCCCCUGGAGCCCAGAUCUGUCAUCUGGUGCUACCGGCUGUGCUCAUUCCGGUUUUCUGCUCAGGGUCUGAAGCAGCUGCUGUCUCCCUCCUCUGUCCCCACCCCUGGCUCUGCUCUGGGCACAGUGCCAGUCCUCUGGAGGGGAGGGAACCACCAGUGAGCCCCAGGGCUCGGGGAGCCUAAGGCGGGCCUUUGCCUCUUCCUGCCCCCAGCACAAUUGGCACAGACGAGGCGGGUGGUGGACAGCUGGGCUGUUGUGGCAGGGGUCUGCACAGGGCCAUCUCCUGGCUAUAAACCAGGCGGGGAGUCUGCAGCCUGGUUAUGGCCCCCACAGCAGGUCCCUGUGUACAGACAUAUCUGCAUAUUUAUCAAUAAAGCCUUUUGCUCCUUCUC
Molecule: messenger RNA, 1700 nt
Organism: Propithecus coquereli (Coquerel's sifaka)
Lineage: Eukaryota; Metazoa; Chordata; Mammalia; Primates; Indriidae
Gene: UBTD1
Product: ubiquitin domain containing 1
Exons: 3
Coding region: 336-1019 (227 amino acids)
Molecular function (GO): protein binding
Source: RefSeq, a predicted model, not a curated record